This is a messenger RNA of Cicer arietinum (chickpea), 1188 nucleotides long. Lineage: Eukaryota; Viridiplantae; Streptophyta; Magnoliopsida; Fabales; Fabaceae. The record is from RefSeq and is a predicted model, not a curated record.
CAUAGUCCUAAGUCCUCCCUUCAAACAUACACAAUAAAGCCAUUAUAAUUUCUCCUUUACAUAUACUUCUCCACUUCUCUUCUAUUUUCCACUAAAUUUAACAAUAAGAAACAACAUGCUAGGAAAAAAAAUGGUAUCAUUGAAGAAACUAGCCAAGAAAGUGAAGGUUAGUAGUGGAGCUGAUUCUAACACUAACCCUCAUUACCAUGAAUGUUUGCUAAAGGGAUAUGAAGAAGAAUCUUCCACAAACACAACACCAACUGGUUUUUUUGCACUUUAUGUUGGGGAAGAACACCAAAGAUAUGUUGUUCCAACUAGCUAUCUUUCUCACCCUUUAUUCAAGAUACUAUUGGAGAAAUCAUACAAUGAGUUUGGAUUUCAGCAGAGGAAUGGCUUGGUAGUUCCAUGUAGUGUUUCCACAUUUCAAGAGGUUGUAAAUGCUAUUGAAUGCAACAAUGGAAAGUUUGACUUAGGCAAGAUUUUUCAAGAUUUUGUUUGAAAGGCAUUGGAAUUAUAGGUUUGUUGUGAGGUUAUAUAUUCAAUGGAUGUUCUAGCUAGACUUAGAGAGGAUACAUGAUUCAUCUAGUGAAGAUAGAGACUACAUGUUUGCAGUAUGGUGCAGCAGCCAUAGAGAUCUAAACUUCAAGAAUUAAGAGAGAAAUAAAGAGGGUGAAAAGAGAUAUGUCGAGAAAUGGAGAUUGAGAUAGUCUAAAUCAUCGAUUUCGCUCAAUUUUCUCUUUCUUUGCAUAAUCUAAAAUCUCUACAGUUUUGUGUAUGAUGCAACAUUUGUAGGAACCAAUAAAUUAAAAAGAAAAUAUAUUUUUUAAUUUAAUGGUCUUCACGGUUGUUGCAUUAUACAUCUUAUAUCAUAUAUAGAUAUUUAAACACUUCUUUAGUCUCAAAGACACACUACAACAUAAAAUCUAAUUUUCUUCGGGAAUAUUGAAAUUCAAAUUAUCUAUAGGUGUUGUAUGGUAUAUCAAACUUUAAAACCAUUGAAUUUCAAUUUAAAACUAGAUCUAAAAGCUCUUUAAUCCACUAUAUUGUGCUGGUCGUAAAGGAUUCAAACUAUAAUUGUUAUAGUUUAAAUUUCUAUUGAAGCUAUUGCUACAAGCACUUUGUAAAUUAGAAUUAAUCUGACAUGUAAAUAAUUCCUUGUUUGAUAGUGAACUUUUCCAUAUAUUAGUA